AUGGCUCCGCCAGAAGGUACUCCCGCUGUCCACGCUCCGGCUGCUGGUCUCCACGGGAAGAAACCCGCGGAUGCUCGUCUCGAGCCGAUCACGCCGAAGACUCUGUUCAACGGUGCGUCGUCCUCCCAGGGAGAGCAGGAGAUCAAGGAGUUGACAGCUCGUGCGUCGGCGUUGCGCAUCAAUGAUCUGCCUGCAUGCAACAAUGCAAGCGUCAAUGACAAGGACAAGGCGGUGGCCGGUGAUCCGUCAGUUCCGGUUGUUCAGGACCACGGCAAGGCCAAGGAGCAAGACGCGGAAGAUGAUGGCGGUUACCUUAGCGAUGACCCCGACGAGUGCCAAGAUCCGGUGACGCUCAAUGAGAUCGCUGCGCAGGCUGGAGUCGCCAUCAUACUGCUGGUUCCCUUCGCUUGGAGCAAGGAGAUUCCGUGCAUCAUAAGCACCGUCAACCACCAGUUGCUGAUGUGGGGAAAGCACAUGUCGGAGAGUGUAAAGGAGACCACGAGGUGUCAGCAACUUACGGCGACCUUUCUCUCCAAGCAGCAUUUUGGCCGCAUCGAAGUCGUCUUUCUGUUGGAGGCGGACGCAAGGUUCAUGAGGGGCAGGGAGAUUGAGCACUACACCGCGAAUGACAAGAAACUGACGCUCGGCUGGCAGCAUCCGGAGAACAAGGAGUACCUCAAGGAGCGUGCUGCUCACCCGGAGGCGAUUGAGGUGCUGCUCAAGGGGGUGCCGGCUGUUAUCUCACCGGCGAUGAUCAAGAAGAGCCUGGUCUCGGCGCUGCUGCUGAAGCGCGGCCGAACGGCGUUCCGUGACGGCCUGGCUUUUCACCGUGUGUUGGAUCCUGUGUCGGGGUGGCUGCAGCUGCGAGCCCCCACGCUGACUUCUGUACGAUCCUCCCCCCGAGCAGCGGCUUUCAUGAAGCUCUCAGCGGCGUUGAAGAUCUUGCUGGCGGACCCUGCGAUUGCCUUCACGUAUACGGGAGGGGUCCGGGAGGAGUGGUUGUGCUCUCAGGAAGAUUGCGGGAAGGCUCACGGCUCCAGCUUCGAAAAGGCGGUGGAGCAUGUCCAGUCGGUCCGCCACGGCACCGGAUUGCUCAAGGCGGGAGCGGCGACUCGCCUGAGCAAGGGGAAGCUGAAUCUCGCGCAAGUCAAGGAGUAUGGGAUGUGA
Messenger RNA from Closterium sp. Naga37s-1, 1167 nucleotides. Lineage: Eukaryota; Viridiplantae; Streptophyta; Zygnematophyceae; Desmidiales; Closteriaceae. The record is from the annotation of a GenBank genome assembly.